GUUUGGGCCUCUGUGUGGGCUGAUUGGGCCUCUGUGUACCUUAAGUGCCAGGGCCUAAUUUAAUUUUUUAUGAGCUAAUUGUAUGUUUGAAUGCAGAGAGGUUGUGCUAAACCUACCUGCUGUAGUCAGACAGUGCCUCCCUUAUGUUUUAAUAUUAUCCUUAGGCAAACGUAUAGAGGAUAUGAGGAAUACAAAAAGAUAAAAAUUCUGUAUGCUGGCCAAGAAAUGGGUACAUGGCUCAAUUCACCACUACACUUUUUCUGGCAUUGGUGGUGAUUAUUGUGGUUUGUAACACACUAAUAUGGAAAUGUAAGUUGUAAAUGGACAAAAACCUGUAAUGUGAUUAAUUGUUCCUUUACAUUUUUAAUACAGGUAUUAGAGACAUUUGUAUGUGUGCCAGUGUGCAUGCAUGAAAUUUAACAUUUUAGUGAAAAGCUGUUGUUUUUGCAACAAAAAUAUAUAUUCUAGCAUAGUGUUAGCCUCUAAUGUAUGCAAGUUGCAAAAAGCUGAACUAUACUGUAGUGAUUGUGGGGGAAACAGGUUUUUAGUCGAUCCAAUUCUAGUCACCAUAGCAGUAUCUGAGAGCCAGUUGGUAUGGGGUUCUAGACCUGGAACGAAAAAUUGGGCUUUAUUGUAUUGUUCAAUUUAGCUGACUGUGUUUGUACUGAAUCAUAUUUUAAAUAAUGUCUAGUGAUGGGCAAAUCUGAUCCGUUUCGAUUCACCGAAUAUUCACAAGACGCCAAAAAUUAGCCGAAAUGCAUUGAAGUCUAUGGGCGUCACCAUUUUUUGAAGAGCAACACAUUUUUUCACCUAUUGGAGUCUACGGGCAUCAUUUUCACUCAUCACUAAUAAUGUCUGUCUGUCUGAUUGUCUGUCCCCCACUCCUGGCAUCACUCUUCAGCCUAGAAGGCAUACAUUGACCAUAAUUGGGCCAACAAUACAAGGCUUUAGGCUUAUCCAGAUAUUGAUUUGGCUUGCUGAAAAGUCCUGUUAAGCUAUGGCCAUGUUAGCAACAGUUGCUGUUGUUACCAGUGGUUGGCCAAAAGCCAAAAUAAUUGGAUCAUCCUAAUUUGACCUACCAUCUGAGAUACUUAUUCGGAGACCAUCCCAAGAAUUCCGGUCUUCGUUUGUAUGAUAUCUACACUUUAAUCAAAUUGAGACCUUAGAACCAGAAUCAUUUCAUCACCUUCCCAAGCUGGAAAGACUAUUUCUGCAUAACAAUCGAAUAACUCACUUGGUGCCUGGCACGUUUAGUCAGCUGCAAUCUAUGAAAAGGCUGCGAUUGGAUUCAAACGCUCUCCACUGUGACUGUGAGAUCCUGUGGUUGGCAGAUCUUCUGAAAAUCUAUUCCGAAUCCGGUAAUGCACAAGCUGCUGCCACAUGCGAAUAUCCACGCGGACUUCAAGGGAGAUCGGUAUCCACCAUUACACCAAGUGAACUGAAUUGUGAGAGGCCAAGGAUUACGUCAGAGCCACAAGAUGUGGAUGUUACCUUUGGGAACACUGUGUAUUUCACAUGCCGGGCUGAAGGCAAUCCCAAACCAGAAAUCAUCUGGCUUCGAAAUAACAAUGAGCUGAGCAUGAAGGAUGACUCUAGGCUGAAUCUUCUGGAUGAUGGAACAUUGAUGAUCCAAAACACCAAGGAGACUGACCAGGGAAUUUAUCAGUGUAUGGCAAAAAAUGUAGCUGGAGAAGUGAAAACACAUGAAGUAACCCUCAGAUACUAUGGAACUCCAGCCACACCCAAUUUUGUAAUUCAACCUCAAAACACAGAAGUGCUUGUUGGUGAAAGUGUCACAUUAGAAUGCAGUGCGGCAGGACAACCACAACCACGGGUCACAUGGACAAGAGGUGACCGAACCCCACUGCCAAGCGACCCACGAAUAAACAUUACUCCAUCAGGAGGACUUUAUAUUCAGAAUGUUAAUCAGGAUGAUGCCGGAGAAUAUACAUGUUUUGCAACAAAUUCUGUAGACACAAUUCACUCUACUGCCUAUAUUAUAGUCCAAGCUGUGCCACAGUUUACAGUUGUGCCGCAAGACCGGAAUGUUUUUGAAGGAAACACAGUUGAUUUUCACUGUGAAGCACAAGGUAAUCCAAAUCCAGUGAUCGCCUGGACCAAAGGAGGAAAUCAGCUCUCUGUGGAUAGAAGGCAUCAGGUUUUAUCUAGUGGGACACUACGAAUUCUCCGGGUUGCUUUACAUGACCAAGGCCAGUAUGAAUGCCAAGCAGUAAAUAUAGUCGGUUCUAAAAGCAGCGCAGCCCAGCUCAUUGUACAGACCAGAGUUACUCCUGUGUUUGCCACUGUACCAAAUGACAUGACCGUAGAAGUUGGCACUGAUGUUCAGAUUCCAUGUAGCUCUCAGGGUGACCCACUGCCUGUCAUAACCUGGAACAAGGAUGGAAUCCAAGUAACAGAAAGUGGGAAGUUUCACAUUAGUCCACAUGGAUUUUUAGCUAUAAGAGAUGUUGGCCUUGCAGACCAAGGACGUUAUGAAUGUAUUGCACGAAAUCCCAUUGGCUAUUCCUCCGUCAGCAUGGUGCUAAGUGUAUUAGUACCUGAAGUGAGCCGCACUGGAGACCCAUUUGUUGCAACUUCAAUUAUUGAGGCUAUUGCAACUGUAGACAGAGCUAUAAACUCAACAAGGACCCAUCUGUUUGACAGUCGCCCUCGUUCUCCUGGAGACCUGCUAGCUCUGUUCCGAUAUCCCCGAGAUCCCUACACUGUAGAACAAGCUAGAGCUGCAGAAAUAUUUGAAAGGACACUACAGAUUAUACAAGACCAUGUACAGAAUGGACUGAUGGUCGACCUAAAUGGAACAAGUUAUCACUAUAAUGAUCUUGUUUCUCCUCAGUACCUCAAUCUGAUAGCUAACCUAUCAGGAUGUGCAACACACAGAAGAAUCAAUAAUUGCUCAAAUAUGUGCUUUCACCAGAAAUACAGAACCCAUGAUGGUACUUGCAAUAACCUGCAGCAUCCUAUGUGGGGGGCAUCACUGACCGCUUUUGAACGAUUGUUAAAGUCUGUGUACGAAAAUGGAUUUAAUCUACCAAGGGGAAUAUCUGGAAGAAUUUAUAAUGGAUUCCCACUUCCUCUGCCUCGUUUAGUUUCAACAACGUUGAUAGGAACCCAUACAAUUACACCCGAUGAACAAUUCACUCAUAUGUUAAUGCAAUGGGGACAAUUUCUUGAUCAUGAUCUUGACUCUACUGUAGUUGCUCUUAGUCAAGCUCGGUUUUCUGAUGGUCAGGAUUGCAGUGUUGUUUGUACAAAUGAUGCUCCCUGCUUUCCCAUUAUGGUUCCACCUAACGACCCACGGGUUCGAAAUAAUGCACGAUGUAUGUCCAUGGUUCGUUCAAGCCCUGUCUGUGGAAGUGGCAUGACUUCUCUUUUAAUGCACUCUGUUUAUCCCAGAGAGCAAAUGAACCAGCUGACUUCAUAUAUCGAUGCAUCCAACGUCUAUGGAAGUUCUGACCACGAGUCCAAUGAAAUUAGGGAUUCAGCAAGCCACCGUGGUCUCUUAAAACAGGGUAUUGUUCAACGAUCUGGAAAACCACUUCUACCUUUUGCAACUGGACCUCCAACUGAAUGUAUGAAAGAUGAAAACGAAAGCCCAAUACCAUGCUUUCUAGCUGGAGACCAUCGCGCUAAUGAGCAGUUGGGACUCACAAGCAUGCACACUUUGUGGUUUCGAGAGCAUAACAGAAUUGCAACAGAACUGCUGAGAUUGAACCCGCAUUGGGACGGAGAUACAAUAUAUCAUGAAACCCGUAAGAUAGUUGGAGCAGAAAUGCAGCACAUAACAUAUUCUCAUUGGUUACCAAAAAUAUUUGGAGAUGUAGGCAUGAAGAUGCUUGGAGAGUACACAAGUUAUGAUCCCAAUAUAAAUUCUGGAAUCCUGAAUGAAUUUGCAACGGCUGCAUUUCGAUUUGGCCAUACGCUUAUAAAUCCUAUUCUCUACCGACUGGAUGAAAACUUUGAACCUAUUCCACAAGGUCAUGUGCCUCUCCAUAGGGCUUUCUUCUCUCCAUUUAGAAUUGUAAAUGAAGGUGGUAUAGAUCCACUUCUUAGAGGACUUAUUGGAGUUGCAGCAAAAAUGCGUGUCACAUCACAAUUACUAAACACGGAACUUACAGAGAAACUCUUCUCAAUGGCCCACGCUGUGGCUUUGGAUCUGGCAGCACUGAAUGUCCAGAGGGGUCGUGACCAUGGGAUACCUCCUUACCAUGAUUUUAGAAUCUUCUGUAAUCUCUCGACAGUGCAGACAUUUGAGGAUCUUAGAAAUGAAAUAAAGAAUCCAGAUGUCAGAGAGAAGCUUAAAAGGUUAUAUGGGUCGCCACUGAACAUUGAUUUAUUCCCUGCCUUGAUGGUUGAAGACAUCAUACCUGGAAGUCGGCUGGGUCCGACACUAAUGUGCCUUUUAACAACGCAGUUCAGAAAUGUCAGGGAUGGCGACAGGUUUUGGUAUGAGAACCCUGGUGUAUUCACUGCCGCACAGCUGACACAAAUCAAGCAGAGCUCCCUGGCCCGAAUUCUGUGUGACAAUGGGGACAAUAUCACUAAAGUUCAGCACGACGUGUUCAGAGUGGCUGAAUUCCCCCACGGUUAUAUCAGCUGUAAAAACAUUCCCAAGAUGGACCUAAGGGUUUGGCAAGAUUGCUGUGAAGACUGUAGAACCAGGGGACAGUUUAGUACAUUCUCAAAUCACUUCAGAGGGAAACGCUCUACAGAGCACAGUUAUAAGGAUGAGAAUAAAGAACCAUCUAGCUUUUCAAAUUCGUUUGUAAAUACCACUUCUAGCUCUGAACAGCCAAAGAAUCUGCCACAUGUGAAUGACUUCAAAGAGUUUGUUUUGGAUAUGCAAAAGACUAUUACAAGUCUUAGAAAACAGAUCAAAAAACUUGAAUCUCGCUUGAGCAAUACGGACUGCACUGAUGAAACUGGAGAAUCCCACUCUACGAAGGAGAAAUGGAAUAAAGACGCAUGUACAAAGUGUGAAUGCAAUAAUGGACACAUCACUUGCUUUGUGGAAUCCUGCCCACCCAUCAAUUGCUUGUGGCCCCUAAAAAUGGAAGGCGUUUGCUGUCCUGUCUGCACAGAUGACAAGAUACAAAGCACAUAAUUAGCAGAAAUACAAUUUGCAUAAUCACUGACAGCGGCAUUUGCUUCAAGGAAGAUUCCAUAAAACCUCUUUAUAACAUUACAAAACCCAAGGAGAACCAUAGUAUAAGAUUACUUCCAUUUUUAUUUAGUACACAGGAAUACAAUUCAGUCUCUCUCAAAGGAAACCAUGUUAGACAGGAUAUUGAAAUUAAUGUCUGCCAUAUUUUUAUUUUUUGUUUUUUUAUUGUUUGUUUUAAUGCCUCUCAGGUUAGGAAAAUAAACUGGUGCUAAUGAAAAAGUUAAAGUAUU
Molecule: messenger RNA, 5412 nt
Organism: Xenopus laevis (African clawed frog)
Lineage: Eukaryota; Metazoa; Chordata; Amphibia; Anura; Pipidae
Gene: pxdn.S
Product: peroxidasin S homeolog
Exons: 20
Coding region: 1268-5122 (1284 amino acids)
Biological process (GO): cellular oxidant detoxification; response to oxidative stress
Cellular component (GO): extracellular region; endoplasmic reticulum
Molecular function (GO): heme binding; peroxidase activity; oxidoreductase activity
Source: RefSeq, a predicted model, not a curated record